Arabidopsis thaliana (thale cress) is the source of this 2488-nucleotide messenger RNA. Its product is annotated as RING/FYVE/PHD zinc finger superfamily protein. Gene Ontology annotation, cellular component: multivesicular body; nucleus; cytoplasm. Gene Ontology annotation, molecular function: ubiquitin binding; metal ion binding. The coding region runs from base 131 to 1936 and encodes 601 amino acids. The transcript has 10 exons. Gene Ontology annotation, biological process: multivesicular body assembly. NCBI's taxonomy places the organism in Eukaryota, Viridiplantae, Streptophyta, Magnoliopsida, Brassicales, Brassicaceae. The record is from RefSeq and is marked reviewed.
CACAGACAAUCCUUCCCUCACCAAAUAUUCCCUUGACUCUCUCGAUCUAUCUUUCAUCUUCAUCUUCGUCAUCGUUUCCAAUUUCCGAUAUAAUCUGAUCAAAUCAUCGCCGACGAUCACCGAUUCAGCGAUGCAACAGGGAGAUUACAAUUCGUACUAUCACCACCAAUACUCUCAAUUUCAAAAUCCUACUCCGAAUCCUAAUCCUAAUCCCAAUCCUUCUCCGCCGGCGCCGGCAACCGUAGCUGGUCCGACCGAUCUUACUCGAAACACGUACGCAUCAGCGCCACCGUUCACCGGCGGUUACGGUUCCGCCGAUUACUCUAACUAUUCACAGAAUUACACUCCUUACGGGCAAAACUCUGAGCAUGUCCCUCCUUCAGCUCCUUCCUUCACUUCACCAUCACAACCUCCUCCUUCUCCGCCGGCGACAUCACUAAACCCUAAUUCUUAUUCAACCUUCAACCAACCACCACCUCCACCCACGAUUCAUCCACAACCUCUAUCCUCUUAUGGAUCAUUUGAUUCUACUGCUCCGUAUCAGCAACCUACCUCGCAACAUAUGUAUUACUCACCGUAUGAUCAGCAUCAAACCUCUGGCUAUUCAUCUGCGCCUCCUCCUUCAUCUGCGCCUGCGCCGAAUCCUAAUCCCGCGCCUUAUUCAUCAUCCUUGUACUCUGCACCUCCUUAUAGUAGCGGAGGAUCAUCCAUACCUCCUUCGUAUGAGAAACCGUCAGUGAAAUUUGAUCAAUCUGGUUAUGACGGUUAUAACCGGAGCAGAUCGGAUUUAGGAUCUGAUCUAUACGGAAAACGAUCUGAUAGCGGAGAAUAUCCUGCUUUUGAAGAUUCCUAUGGCGAUGGCGUUUAUGCUUAUCAAGGAGGCAAAGUUGAGCCAUACGGUUCUCGUGGAACUGCGCCGAAAUCAUCGAAUUCAACAUUGUUCGAUGAUUAUGGACGAUCCAUUAGCUUUUCUUCUUCAGGGAGAGAUUCUUCUGUUAGCUCGAAUUCUGCUAAGAUCGUGAGAGCUGUUCCUAAGGCUGAUGUGCAGGAAGAUUCCACUGGUGGUGUGCAGAAAUUUCGUGUCAAAUUGUUGGCUGAGACUUAUGGACAAACCACAACAGAUGUUCUUUGUCAGAUUGGUUUGGAUGGUCUUCGUAUGCUUGAUCCAAGUACUAGCCGAACUUUGAGAAUAUAUCCUCUUGAGAACAUCACAAGAUGCGAAAAACUAGAUUCGUCUAUUCUGGCUUUCUGGUCUAAGACUCCGGUAGACAUUGAAGCUAAACGUAUCAGAUUGCAAUCAAAUAGUUACACCACCAACACCCUUCUGGACACUGUGACGGCUGCAAUGUUUCAGGCCAAGGAGAUCGGGGGAAGUAGCAGGCCUCCCACCUCUGGAAAACUGAUUGAACAAACUGCUGAGAAGAAAAAAGGAUUGGGUGAUUGGAUGAACAUUAUAAAGCCUGUUAAUGAGGAGAAAGAUCAUUGGGUACCUGAUGAAGCUGUUUCUAAGUGCACAUCAUGUGGUUCAGAUUUCGGUGCAUUUAUACGAAGGCACCACUGCAGGAAUUGUGGUGACGUCUUCUGUGACAAGUGUACUCAAGGCAGGAUUGCUCUCACUGCUGAGGAUAAUGCUCCUCAAGUCCGUGUUUGUGACCGGUGCAUGGCAGAAGUGUCACAAAGGUUGAGUAAUGCCAAGGAAACCACUGGCAGGAAUGUGAGCCUGCAGAGCCAUGAAGACCUUGCUAGAAAGUUACAGGAGGAAAUGGAGAGAAACCGCAAGUCUUCGUCUGGUUUGAGGGAAGGAUCUGGGAGGCGGAUGAAAGAAGUAGCUUGUCCAACAUGCACUGUGCACUUACAGGUCCAGGUUCCAGUCUCAGGAUCAGAGACCAUUGAGUGCGGAGUUUGCCAAAACCCUUUCCUCGUUAGCGCACAUUGAUCUUCCUACCCGCUUUUUUGCUUGACAUAUAUAUCAAUUAUAAGUAUGAGAUUUGGUUCAUUUGGUUAUUGAAUUGGGUUUGAUCACAUCAAAAUAAGUUCUUGUCCUGUCUCAUGUGGAUGGUGUUUCCCCUUUGUGUGUAUAUGAAAGUCUUUUGAGUGAUGAACAUCUUAUACUUUUCAUGUAGUCUGUUGUCCUACUGAUGUCUGAUUGGUUAAUUUACUGUAUCAGUCCUCCAAUGUCAUUACUCCUGCUUCAAUUUCUCUGACCACUCACAUGUAGUCCAAUCGGUUCGUUGUUCAUUAUGUAUUUUACUACCAUUAGGUCCAAACACUUGAAACGUUAUGUUAUACUGCGCCUGGAACCGAAACAGAGCGGUUUCAAGUUGACCUGGUCUUCUUCCAUGGUAAUUGCAAAUCCUCUGAUUCGAAUCAAUGAAUGCUACAAUGGUGUAAAAUACUGUGCUACAAUGGUGUACCAAAUUUUUAAGCUUUCCUUUCAUAUUCAAUUGAUUCAAUUAGGUUAAGUAUCAUAAAACGCUUUAAUAUUCUU